Molecule: messenger RNA, 3211 nt
Organism: Gordionus sp. m RMFG-2023
Lineage: Eukaryota; Metazoa; Nematomorpha; Gordioida; Chordodea; Parachordodidae
Exons: 3
Coding region: 71-2440 (789 amino acids)
Source: RefSeq, a predicted model, not a curated record
CACCAAAUUUAAUUUUACGAAAAAGUUGUUUUUCGCUAUGCCAAAUAUUCGUUAAAUAAAUUUACAUAAAAUGAUUAAAACUAAUUAUUUUGAUAACAACAUCGAUAAAUUAUUUAAUACACCUUCAAACAAUCAUGAACCAAAUUCUGAAGAAUUCUUAUAUGAUACCCCUUCAAACAAAACGACGCCAUUCCAAGCCUCGUCACCAAAAAGAGGCGCUCGAAAGAGCGAUAUGAGUAGCGGGGUAUUUUCCUUGGCUUCUUCUUAUGCCCUCGAGGAAGACGAAAAUAUCGACAAAGAAGGUGGCGAUGAUUUUUAUAAGGUGGUUUACGAUUGUCCUAAUAAAUUUGUCCCUUUGGUCCCCGUCAAGAUGCGCAAAUCUCGUUCACUUUUAUGCCUUGAAGGUAAGAAUAAUAGGGAGAACGUAAAUGAUGACGCCUCUCUCAUAAAUAGGAAUUUGCUGAACCAAAAUUUAUCUACCGAACCAUCUUACGACCUUCACGAAAUCAAGGCGCGCAAUACAUCACGCGAAAGCGAGCCCCCAAAAAUUGAUAAUACCAAAUCAGCCCGUGCCAGUUUUCCUCUUAAUUUCGCCGUUUCAUCUCACGACCAUAAUUCAAAAUUAUCAAGUCCCAAGCCUAGACCCACUUCUUUAAAAUUCCACCACUCGGAACAUCCCAUUUACUGCGAAACUGACGAUUCUAUCCGAAACCAUUUUCUAAAUUUUUUACCGCCUCUUCUGAGUAACGGAAAAAAUUCUCAAACGAAUUCCGACUCAUCUUUACCCUUCAGCGAAUCUUAUCAUAUUGCCCUGACCGAGGCCAGGGCUGACUUUCAAGCCAUAAAUUCCCGACUCACCUUACUUUGUGCUUCUUGUUUGGAAUGCGAUAACGACGAAAUACCGACGGAACAAAUAUCCGAAACCGGUUCUUAUUUUUCGAUUUUAUAUGGAAGCUUUUGCGAGCUCGUCGGGAGUUCGUUACAAGGGCUGGAAAAGUUAAGCCACUGGGUCGCCCUUAUUUCCCGUGAUGACCAAUCUGAACAUAUUGUUGAUAAAUUCAGUAAAUCGAACAUUCAGUUGAAUAGCGGGAAAAGGGCUAAGCAGCAGCCUACGAAAAAACUGGUAGACACUACGAGCCCGAUUACGAGAGCUAUCAAAGAGAUUAAUGGCGCACUUGCCAUAAUGGAGACGAGCAUUUCCCUGGCCAGAGCCCUGAUUGAUCAUUAUGGUCCAAAAGCUGAAAAUUAUUUUAAAAGGAAGGACGCUAGGAAGAGUCUUAGGAAAGUGGUCAAAGAUACAUUCGCUAUCAACGACGUUAGCAUGACCAGCAAAGGAUGGGGGGCAGUUAAAAAAGACAUCGCCCGAGAAUUAUUCGCUUCUAUCAGCAGAUCAAAAUUCGGUAAAAAUAGCAAGGAAUUAGUACACCAUUUUUCCGCUAUUAAAACUGACAAAACGAAGGAACAAUUCGCUCCCUCGAAUUCGUUCGAGCUUAUAUCCUCGCGAGAAAAUUCCAAACUGUGUCGAACGUUGGCCAAAGCCAUCCUUAUAGUCAAGAGCGUCCUCUCCGAUCUUCUCCUCAAUCAAUUCGACCUCGAAUUCUCGAUUCCGGUAAACGUCUCCUUAGCCAAUCUAAAUAUUUCCCGUAUGACUAGUCGCCCUUUGCCCAUUCCCCCUACCAAACCAUCUCUUUCUCUCUUUCCCCUGAGUACUUUUGAAUCAAUUGACCAUAGCCCCGCGAACGCCUUUAGACCCAGUUCUAACCCCGAAGUAGUAUUCGAUCAAAACGCUUCUAAUGACUAUACAUUUAAUCAGCGUAUACAAUCCACGCUUUCCGGUACAGAUUUUGUCGAUGAUUCAAAAAACUCAGAAAAAUCGCCUAUUUCUUCUACCCAAGCGACCCUUGACAUAUUAAUAAAUCAAUUAACCAUGAAAAAUUCGGACCUAAGUACCCUCUCGGAGACACUUAAAGGCGUCAUAACGACCUUGGCUCAAUUGCUACUUUCUUUACGAGGAAGGGGGGACGCUAAUAUUUCUGAGGCCGUUACCUCCUUGACUUUAGCCAUCUUAAAACACGUCGAAAGUAUUCGAAAUUCGGCGUUUUGUCAAGAAGACGUCAUGAAAAGUAUACAGGAAAAUGCCAGCUCCCUUGAUUUCUCCGCCGAUGAGACUAAACGAAAAGCUUUGGAGGAUAACUUGAAACUCAUUCGCGAAAUCCGCUCCCGCUUUACGCCCAUUCAAAAUGCUUGCGGGUAUAAAUUCGAUCACAUAUCCAAGCAAAUCAUGGAUAACUUAUCGGGACAAGUCGAUGCGCUAUCUGGUAUCGAUGAUCUGGUCGAGGCCAUGAGAGAAAUAUGGAGGUCGGCCACAUGCCUCAAAGACGCUUCCUCUUUAGCCACAUCGGCCAUCGUCUCUUCCCUAAAUGCCCUUUUACAUAUUUAGCGCUUAAAUCAAACGUGAAUCUUAUUUUUGUAUAUUUUUAAAAUCUCAAUUAUUUCGAUGAAUAAUAAUCUCAUCACCCAACUCAAAAUCAAUUUAGCCAAGUCAAUCAAUCUCCUUACCCCUCUUGAAUUAAUGUGAUCAACAAUUAAAAUAAAUCAAACUCAAAAAAAAUCAUAUUAUUAUAGCCAAUUUUAAUUAUUUUCUUUUUUUUUCAAUUCUGCAUUUUUUAUUAUAAUAGUGGGAGUAAGUGGCGCAAAUCAUAUUUCGUCUAUAAUUUUGCUUCCCAACUUAUCUCUAAAAAUGAAAUUUCUCGCAUUUAAUAGAAACAACACAAUCAUUCCCAAUUUUUUUACAUAUAUUUAUAGUAAUAUAUAUAUUUUUUUACUAAAUAUAAAAUUUAUAAUAUAUUUUGUUUGCCAAAAGAAGAAUUGGCGCUUUAAAAAAAAAAUAUGUAUCAAAUUUUCCGGUUCGGUUUAUAUCUCUCGACUUGGGUUCUAAAAUUUUAAUUUUAAGCUCGACCAGCCCGGGUUUUAAAAAUGUUUUAGACCCGACCCGGGUAUAUUUAAAAAAUUAGAAUCCCGGUUUAGGGCCGGGCCUGCAUUUCUCUGGUUUCUGCUUUAUUUUAUUAUUUUAUAGAAUCAAUCCCUUUAUACUAUUCUUCUUUUUUUUAUAACUAGUCAUUAUAUUUUUUUUAAAUUUAAUAAUUUUAAAUUAUCAUUUAUUUUUAUAUUUAGUUUGAUUUUGAAUAAAUAUUAUCAUAUUGUGUUUUUU